Molecule: messenger RNA, 781 nt
Organism: Physella acuta
Lineage: Eukaryota; Metazoa; Mollusca; Gastropoda; Physidae
Source: RefSeq, a predicted model, not a curated record
AACAAUAGGAUGCAGGUGUAGGUAGUUCUGGUGAAACUCGCGAAAACAUUGUUCUGACGGAUGCUGAAAAAAACAACAUAAAACGCCCAAACUCUACCCACUACGCUCACUUGAUGCAUACAGCAAACUAGCCGUUAGUAAUUAUUGCAUACACAAAACUAGCUGUUAGCACUCAACUACCUCAAAGUGUUUAAGUUUAAGAUGGCUUUCAUUGCCUCAUGUGUUGGAUUUGCGGUGCUCCUGGCUCUAUCGUUAGCCAGCACGACACAACCCACGACAUCAGAGGAAGACAAAAUCUACGAACUUUACGCCGAGUUGUUUAAAACGGAAGACGAAAUUCAAAGCAGGGUUAAUGAGAGCUUUCAGAUUUGGCCGCCAUUGUAUGACGUAAUGAGACCUACAGUCGAGGAACACGGGUGUUGCAUGUCGUCAGUAAAUUACACGGUGUUUGAUGAGCUACUGGACGAGAAGAACGAACUGGUCACCUUGGUGGGACUGAAGGACAGGAAACAGUGGUUCGUCCAUCAGAUAUGCAGCCAAUCGGAUAAUUGCACCUGCACGUGCACAUGCGCAACGGUGACGCAGACGACCGCGGCUCUCGUCUGCCAGAAAGGCCACAACUGCACCGAACCAACUCUGGCAUCUGUUUCCCUCCAGAUCGUCAAAUUCCCUGGUUUCUGCCAAUGCUUUAACAAUGUGUGAUUCUUUUUAAAAAAAUUUAAAAAAUUAAAAAGGAAUUGUGAAAUAGAAUCGAAUCAAAACAUUUGUAAAUAAAAUAAAA